This is a messenger RNA of Prosopis cineraria, 2655 nucleotides long. RefSeq names its product probable clathrin assembly protein At4g32285. Gene Ontology annotation, biological process: clathrin coat assembly; vesicle budding from membrane; clathrin-dependent endocytosis. Gene Ontology annotation, cellular component: clathrin-coated pit; clathrin-coated vesicle. Gene Ontology annotation, molecular function: phosphatidylinositol-4,5-bisphosphate binding; 1-phosphatidylinositol binding; SNARE binding. Lineage: Eukaryota; Viridiplantae; Streptophyta; Magnoliopsida; Fabales; Fabaceae. The transcript has a single exon. The coding region runs from base 347 to 2251 and encodes 634 amino acids. The record is from RefSeq and is a predicted model, not a curated record.
UUCGCAGCCAGUGCCAGCUUUUUGUUCUUUUGAUCACUCUCACGCACACACCACUUCCAGCCUCGCAUGUCCCGAGUGACAGACGCACGCUGCUUCCACCGCUCUGCAUUUCUUCUUCUUCUCCUCACUUCUCUACGCCUAGCCUUCUCUUCUCCGAUCGUGAUCCACCUCAUUUGAUCUUCUAUCACCUCCUCAGUUCUGAUCCUCCGCCGCUUUUUCCAGAAUUUUCUUAUUCAAGGUAAUCCUAAUUUUCACCGCCAAGACUGCUUUUUUUGAUCCCAAUUCCCAACCAUUUGUCGAAGACAAGCGAAUUUGGUAUAUCUGGUUGUUGUUCGCUCAAUCGCAAAUGGCAUCGAGCACGAUCCGUAAGGCGAUUGGCGUUGUGAAAGACCAGACUAGCAUUAGCAUAGCAAAAGUCGCUGGGAAUUUAGCUCCUGACCUUGAAGUCUUGGUAGUCAAAGCCACGAGCCAUGAGGAAGUCCCAGCUGAUGAUAAAUAUAUUAGAGAGAUUUUGAAUCUUACUUCGUAUUCCAGGGGUUACGUUACUGCUUGCGUGAUCACUAUAUCGAAGAGGCUCGGAAAGACGCGCGAUUGGAUCGUGGCUCUCAAGGCUCUAAUGCUUGUUCAUAGGCUUUUGGCUGAUGGGCAUCCUUUGUUUGAAGAGGAGAUUGUGUAUUCCACUCGGAGAGGCAUGAGGAUUUUGAAUAUGUCUGAUUUCCGAGACGAAGCGCAUUCCCAUUCUUGGGAUCACGCGGGUUUCGUGAGGCUGUAUGCCAUGUAUCUUGAUGAGAAGGUUGAGUUUGUGGUGUAUCAGAAGAAUCUGAAAGGCGUUGAAUCAGCUGAAGGUAAAUUUGCGGAGAGGGAUGAUAGCUGGGGGCCAUCUCGACGUGGGUAUGGUGAAUACAAGGAUGAUUUUAAUCCUGGAAUGGGUAGGAGGACGAGGUCAUAUGAUGACGUGAAUGAAGCAAUUGAGAAAGAUCAGAUCAAGAGUGUGAUAACUCCUGUGAGAGAAAUGAAACCUGAGAGAAUUUUGGACAGAUUGACCCAUUUGCUUCGGAUUCUUGAUCGUGUAUUGGGUUGUAGGCCAAGUGGUGCUGCGAAGAGUAGCAGGCUAAUUCUCGUCGCUGUUCACCAGAUUGUAAGGGAAAGCUUCAAGCUAUACGUAGAGAUAUGUGAGGUAUUGGGUGUGUUGCUGGAUCGAUUCACAGAGAUGGAAUAUGCAUAUUGCGUAAAGGCCUUUGAUUGUUAUGUCAGUGCGGCGAAGAUGAUUGAUGAACUUGUGGAUUUCUAUAAUUGGUGUAAAGAUAUAGGCAUUGCGAGGUCAUCAGAGUACCCUGAAGUUCAGAGGAUAACUGAUAAGCUUCUUGGAACACUUGAAGGUUUUCUGAAGGAAAUGACUAAAAGGCCAAAAAGUCCUGAGAAGAAAAUAGAAGUGAAGGAAGCUGUCAAAGAACCAGAAACAGACAUAAAUGAGGUGAAGGCUCUUCCUGCGCCGGAGAAUUUUACACCUCCACCCACUCUGGCAAACCAACCUAAGACUCCUCCUCCUCCUCAACAAGUGACAAAUGAUUUAGUGGAUCUAAGGGAUGAAGGCAAUUCAGCUGAUGAACAAGGCAAUAGACUAGCUCUGGCAUUGUUCUCUGGAGCCCCAACUGUAAAGACAGAAGGUUCCUGGGAAGCAUUUCCUUCAGAUAAUGGAGGAUCUGAAGUGACUUCAGCAUGGCAAACACCGGCAGCCGAACUGGGCAAAGCAGAUUGGGAAUUGGCACUAGUAGAAUCCAGUAGCAAUUUGUCCAGGCAAAAGGCAGAUUUAGCAGGAGGUUUUGAUUCACUAAUACUGAAUGGCAUGUAUGAUCAAGGUGCCGUGAGGCAACAUGCAAGCACAUCUCAAAUAAGUGGUGGGAGUGCAAGCAGUGUGGCACUCCCUGGCAAGAGUGCCACCCCAGUGCUGGCUCUGCCGGCACCGGAUGGCACAGUUCAGGUGGUGGGGCCACAGGACCCAUUUGCGGCAUCCCUUUCUGUGCCACCACCUUCUUAUGUCCAAAUGGCAGAAAUGGGGAGAAAACAGCAGAUGCUUGUGCAGGAACAGCAGAUAUGGCAGCGAUAUGGGAUGAAUGGAAUGCAAGGCCAAGUGGGUUUGGCCAAGAUUGCUGCUUCUGGUGCUCAACCAAUGAUGAUGCCUCAGCCUUAUGGAAUGCCUCAAUACAGUGCCAUGGGGCAACCAGGAGGGUACUAUUAUGCACCAUUUUGAUUUUCCAUGGUGCAACACUCUGUUUUUCAAGGGCUGUUUUUUUGCUGGACAAGGUAAAAACAAAAACAAAAAGGCCGAAGUUGUUUACUUUUCUCACUCUGAUUUUGUCCAUGUCGAUUUAUUUGACAGGUCCUUUUUUCAGACUUUGUGAGAGCUAUAUAUAUAUAUAUAUAUAUAUAUAAAGGAAUCCAUGUGAUGGGCUUUUCUUUGUGCCUAGUAUUUUUGACACAAUUGUAUCUAUCCUCAUCUCACUUUGCUUUGAAAAUACGGUGAACACUGAGUGGAUAGAUUCUGAUAUGAUACUGGCAAAUCUCAAAACAAAUCAAAUGCAUUACGGGAGUCGGUCUCUUCGUUUGUAAGGAAUGACAACUCAUUUUAUAGAGCUGAACAAAAGUUGCUGUAGA